Acipenser ruthenus (sterlet) is the source of this 2582-nucleotide messenger RNA. Its product is annotated as protocadherin alpha-8-like. The record is from RefSeq and is a predicted model, not a curated record. Bases 168 to 2582 code for a protein of 804 amino acids. The transcript has a single exon. Gene Ontology annotation, biological process: homophilic cell-cell adhesion. Gene Ontology annotation, molecular function: calcium ion binding. NCBI's taxonomy places the organism in Eukaryota, Metazoa, Chordata, Actinopteri, Acipenseriformes, Acipenseridae. Gene Ontology annotation, cellular component: plasma membrane.
ACUGUUUUCUCAUCUUCAGACACAGAGCUCAGCAAUAGCACUAUAAGGGAUUUUAAUUCAAACAUAUUUGAUACUUAACUACUUGGAUGACGAAGAUCUAAUACAGGAAUAUUCAGACGAUUCACACCAGCAAUUCCUAGUCAGCGGGGUAUUGUUUUUUGUUGGUCAUGUCUAAGAGAAGCUGGGGUUUUGGAUCUCCUGUUCUCCAUUUCAUUGUUCUAUCAUGGGUUUGGAACAGGGCUUCUGCGCAACUACGCUAUUCAAUUGAUGAAGAAUCGGAUCAUGGCACUUUUGUUGGGAAUAUAGCUCAAGAUCUGGGCAUUGAUAUAAAGGAACUGGAGAAUCGUCGUUUUCGUAUCGUUUCAGGAUCAAAGCAGCAGUAUUUACAGGUAAAUCAAAAGAAUGGCGUUUUGUUUGUUGAUCAAAAUAUAGACAGAGAGCAACUGUGCGAUCGAGACUCAGACUGUUUAAUAAGUCUCAAAAUUGUUCUUGAAAAUCCUCUCGAAAUUCACUAUGUUGACGUGGAAAUUGUUGAUAUAAAUGAUCACGCUCCUGCAUUCUCUGACAAUGAGACACAUAUGGAAAUGUCAGAGUCUUCUCAGAUAGGAGCACGCUUCCCUUUAGAGAGCGCAAAAGAUCCAGAUGUUGGUUCUAAUUCUCUUCGUUCUUAUCGGCUAAAUAGAAAUGAUCACUUUGAGCUGGCUGAAUAUAGCAAAAUCCCGGUAUUAGUACUGCAGAAACCUUUAGACAGAGAGCAGACUGGAAUGCACUAUUUGAUUCUAACAGCACUGGAUGGUGGAAAUCCACAGAGAUCUGGUAUACUCCAAAUAACUGUAACUGUUCUUGAUAUCAAUGACAAUGCUCCAGGUUUUGACAAUCAGGUAUAUUCUGUACAUUUGCAAGAAAACGCUCCUAAUGACACUGUUGUUUUAAAAUUAAAUGCAUCAGAUUUGGACGAAGGUCUCAAUGGUGAAAUAGUAUAUGCAUUUGGAAAAAGCAACAAAGAUACAGGGUCUGAACUAUUCAGCAUAGAUAAAAACACCGGAGAAAUCAAAGUGAAAGGGUCAAUAGAUUAUGAAGCAAAUAUUGCGUUUGAGAUUGAUGUCCAGGCUACUGAUAGGGGUCACGUGCCCAUGGCAGGGCACUGCAGUGUAGUUAUACACAUUAUAGAUGUUAACGACAAUACACCAGAAAUAGAGAUGACCUCACUGACAAAUCACAUUUCCGAGGACGCACCACCUGGAACGGCUAUAGCUCUGAUUAGCGUUACUGACCUCGAUUCUGGAGUUAAUGGUAAGAUUGUCUGCAAAUUAUCUGAAGAUGUUCCAUUUGAGUUAAAGCCAUCUUAUAAGCAAAAUUUGUAUUCGUUAAUUACAAAAGCACGCUUAGACCGCGAGGUUACUUCUCAGUACAACAUUACAGUAACAGCACAGGACUUGGGUUAUCCUCCUCUGUCAUCCUUUAAAACGUUCUCAGUGACGGUUUCUGAUGUAAACGAUAACAAACCACAGUUUCUACAAAAUCUGUAUACGUUUUAUGUUCUUGAAAACAACGUCCCUGGCGCUUCCAUUUUAUCUGUAAAAGCGUUUGAUCUGGACCAGAAUGAAAAUGCACGAGCAUCAUAUUUAUUUCCGGAUACUCUAAUUGAAAACAAGCCAGUCUCAUCUUUUGUAUCAAUUAAUUCAGAGAAUGGGGAUGUCUAUGCUACGAACAGUUUUGACUUUGAAGAGCUGAAGCAAUUCCAAUUCUACGUUUUAGCAAUCGACUCUGGUGUGCCAUCACUCAGCAGCAAUGUUACCGUAAACGUUUUUGUUCUUGAUAAAAAUGACAAUGCUCCAGUGAUCUUGUCUCCGUUGCCAAAGAGCGAAUCUAGUGUUUCCUGUGAGGCUAUUUCUCGAAAUGUGAAUGCAGGAUAUUUGGUUACAAAAAUCAGAGCAUAUGAUGCUGACUUAGGAUAUAACGCUUGGUUAUCGUUUUCACUGCAAGACGCUACUGACCCGACAUUAUUUGCAGUAAGACAAUAUACAGGAGAAAUCAGAACACUUCGCCGUUGUACUGAAAGUGAUGACGUCCUUCAAAAGCUUACCAUACUUGUAAAGGAUAGUGGGAACAUUUCUCUGUCUACAACAAUGACUCUACACAUCACGAUUGUCGAUGAUACAGAGGGUGAUAUAUUUUCUGAGCUCAAGGGAGCGCCCAGUAAGUCAGAAGAAAACGAUAUCACCUUUUACCUAAUAAUAACACUAGGAUCAGUUUCAUCAUUAUUUGUUAUCAGUAUAAUCACCCUGGUUGCUGUUCAGUGUUGUAAACGCAGAGGUAAUUUUGUUAGCAAAUACCCUUACAAUCCUAACUACGCGGAGGUCAGCGGAAACGGUUCGCUUUACCGUAGCUACCAGUACAGAAUGUGUUCAAAUGCUGUCCAAAAAGAUUUGGUGUUCGUCAAACAUGAAGCAAACGCUGGCGCCUCCUUGGACAUUGGAAGUAACGGAAACACGCUGAUUAUCUCUGAUAUUGGAAUGAAACCGUCCAGAGAAGUAAGUCCUACUCUCUAUAUCCAGUAUAAUACAUGCAUUGCACUGUAG